UCCGGAGAAUGCUAUUGCCCUUGUCCGGAAGGUUAUCAACGGACAGAUCGAUCACUGCCUCUGUCCCAUCUCUCCCUGAAGUAGCUCUGACCCCGGUUCCUUGAAAGGGGUUUGCAGAAGUAAAGAUGGAGCCUGCAGGGGAGCGCUUUCCUGAACAAAGGCAAGUCCUGAUUCUCCUUCUUUUAGUGGAAUUGGCUCUGGCAGGCUGGGAACCCCGUCGCUAUUCUGUGAUGGAGGAAACAGAGAGAGGUUCUUUUGUGGCCAACCUGGCCGAUGACCUAGGGCUGGAAGUCCGGGAGUUAGCAGCGCGGGGAGCCCGGGUAGUUUCUGAGGAUAACGAACGAGGCUUGCAGCUUGAUCUGCAGACCGGGCAGUUGAUAUUAAACGAGAAGCUGGACCGGGAGGAGCUGUGUGGCCCCACCGAGCCCUGUAUAAUGAAUUUCCAAGUGUUACUGAAAAAGCCUUUGGAAGUAUUUCGAGCUGAACUACUAGUGAGAGACAUAAACGAUCAUUCUCCUGAGUUUCCUGAAAAAGAAAUUACCCUGAAAAUCCCAGAAAUUAGCUCCCCUGGGACUGUGUUUCCUCUGAAAAAAGCUUGGGACUUGGACGUGGGCAGCAACAACGUUCAAAACUACAGUAUUUCUCCCAACUCUCAUUUCCAUGUUUCCACUCGCAUCCAAGGGGAUGGCAGGAAAUACCCAGAGCUGGUGCUGGACACAGAACUGGAUCGCGAGGAGCAGGCCGAGCUCAGAUUAACCCUGACAGCGCUGGACGGUGGCUCUACACCCCGAUCUGGCACCGCCCAGAUCCUCGUCUUGGUCUUGGACGCCAAUGACAAUGCCCCGGUGUUUGCGCAGGCGCUCUACGAGGUGCAGGUCCCAGAGAACAGCCCCAUAGGUUCCCUAGUUGUCAAGGUCUCUGCUAGGGAUUUAGACACUGGGACAAACGGAGAGAUAUCAUACUCCCUUUUUUACAGCUCUCAAGCGACAAGCAAACCUUUUGAGCUAAGCAGCAUCUCAGGAGAAAUUCGACUAAUUAAAAAACUAGAUUUUGAGACAACGUCCUCAUAUGACCUAGAUAUUGAGGCGUCUGAUGGCGGGGGACUUUCUGGAAAAUGCUCUGUCUCUGUCAAGGUACUGGAUGUUAACGAUAACUCCCCAGAACUAACUAUUUCAUCACUUACCAGCCCUAUUCCCGAGAAUUCUCCAGAGACAGAAGUGGCCCUGUUUAGGAUUCGAGACCGAGACUCUGGGGAAAAUGGAAAAAUGACUUGCUCAAUUCAGGAUGAUGUUCCUUUUGAGCUGAAACCUUCUGUUGAGAAUUUCUACAGACUGGUAACAGAAGGAGCGCUGGACAGAGAGACUAGAGCCGAGUACAACAUCACCAUCACCGUCACUGACUUGGGGACUCCAAGGCUUAAAACCGAGCACAGCAUAACCGUGCAGGUCUCCGACGUCAAUGACAACGCCCCCGCCUUCACACAAACCUCUUACACCUUCUUUGUCCGCGAGAACAACAGCCCCGCCCUGCACAUCGGCACCGUCAGCGCCACAGACAGAGACUCAGGCACCAACGCACAGGUCACCUACUCGCUGCUGCCGCCCCAGGACACGCACCUGGCCCUCGCCUCCCUGGUCUCCAUCAACGCGGACAACGGACACCUGUUCGCCCUCCGGUCGCUGGACUACGAGGCCCUGCAGGCGUUCGAGUUCCGCGUGGGCGCCACAGACGGCGGCUCCCCGGCGCUGAGCAGCGAGGCGCUGGUGCGCGUGCUGGUGCUGGACGCCAACGACAACUCGCCCUUCGUGCUGUACCCGCUGCAGAACGGCUCCGCGCCCUGCACCGAGCUGGUUCCCCGGGCGGCCGAGCCGGGCUACCUGGUGACCAAGGUGGUGGCGGUGGACGGCGACUCGGGCCAGAACGCCUGGCUGUCGUUCCAGCUGCUCAAGGCCACGGAGCCCGGGCUGUUCGGCGUGUGGGCGCACAAUGGCGAGGUGCGCACCGCCAGGCUGCUGAGCGAGCGCGACGCGGCCAAGCACAGGCUGCUGGUGCUGGUCAAGGACAAUGGCGAGCCUCCGCGCUCGGCCACCGCCACGCUGCACGUGCUCCUGGUGGACGGCUUCUCCCAGCCCUACCUGCAGCUCCCGGAGGCGGCCCCGGCCCCGGCCCAGGCCGACUCGCUCACCGUCUAUCUGGUGGUGGCGUUGGCCUCUGUGUCGUCGCUCUUCCUGUUCUCGGUGCUCCUGUUCGUGGCGGUGCGGCUGUGCAGGAGGAGUAGGGCGGCCUCUGUGGGUCGCUGCUCGGUGCCCGAGGGCCCCUUUCCAGGGCAUCUGGUGGAUGUGAGCGGCACCGGGACCCUAUGCCAGAGCUACCAGUACGAGGUGUGUCUGUCGGGAGGCUCUGAGAGUAAUGAAUUCAAGUUCUUGAAGCCUGUAUUUCCCAAUAUUCUGAGCCAGGAGUCUAGGAGGAAAUCAGAAUUUCUAGAAUAAUGUAGUAUCUGAAGCUUUAAAAUUAAUUCUGUCUUUCUCACUUUUCAGUUUGUUUUCGUGAAACCGGUAGUAAUCUUUAAUUCCACUUUUUAAAAAAAUUUCUAUUGUCCUUAGUAAUGUUACUCAUUUCGUUAGCCUGGUUGUUAUAUAAUUAGUUUUCAAGUUAUUUAAUUAUUAUAAAUAUUUUAUAUCAGGAAAUUUCACAUUCCUGAAUAAAUUUAUAGUAUCUCUUCCUGAAGGGUAAUACGAAAGUUAACCCAAACUAGUAAACAUAACUCUAAUUUUGAAAAUACCUUUCACACUAUAUGACACUACAUAAGAAUUUAUGAUUUUUGAAGUCGUAUUUCAUUUUUAAAGUUUUUUUUUAGUUUUUUAAUUUACACAGCUCUGACUUUUUGAUAGAAGUUUGGGGUGGAAUCAUUUCACAUUUAUCUACGUGUAGUUUUUCCAAGCUUCCUACGUGAAGUUUUGUUUUUUCACUAGUGAGAUAUAUGGAUAAUUUUAAGCUACUCUUUUCGAGAUCACACUUGUAAGCAUUAGAUUUUCAUUCUAAAACACAUAUGUCAUCUCAUAAAAUAUAUCUGCAUAAUGUACUCUUUCUCAUGUAAAUUAACAUAGAAAAGACUAAUGGGUUCUUCCUUAUCUCUCUCUAAAAUUAUGAUCCUAUUAAGAGUGCUGGACAGGUUUUUCAAUACCCAGAUUUACUGUGUUUAAGGUGUUUCUAUAAAGCCAAUAGACGCUAGGACCAAGUAAUGCAUCUCCUACAAUUUCCUCUUGUCACAGUAGGAAAAUCUUAACAGAGUUCCAAAUUCUGGACUUCAAGGAGCUUCUGAUGAUACAGUAUGCCAACAACUAUUUGUCUUUGGAUGGUGACAUUGUUCUGAUUGAUAAGGAAUUUGAAAGAAAAUACAUUGUAGAAUUAAUAUUAGUUAACCAAACAAAAUUUAUUAAAAGAUAUGUUGGUGAAGGAGUUGAAUUAUUUGAGGAAAAAACAUCUGCUCGCUUGUUUGGACUCUUCUCUCUCCAGGAGUUUCUCAACUUUGCAGAUACUCUAGAAUGGUAUUGCAUGCAAAAUAAUGACCACCAAGAUAUUCGUGCCCUAAUGCCUGAAACCUAUGAACAUGUUAUACUGCAAAGAAAUUAAGGUUUAAAUGGAAUUAAGGUUGCCAAUCAGCUAAACUUAAAAUAGGGAGACUCUCCUAGAUAAUCUGAGUGGGUCUAUUUCAAUCAGUAGAAAGGCCAGAAAAGCAGAGUUAAGUCUUCCCUGAGAUGAAAAAGAAAUUUCACUUUUGGACAGCAGCUUCAGUUUAUGCCCCAGAAUUCCAGCCUGCCCCUCCCAACUGCCUGCUGUACAGAUUUUGGACUUGUCUAGCCACCAUCCACAACUGAAUAUGUCAUUUCCUUGCAAUAAAUCGAUUACUAUACAUCUCCUGCUGCCUGUUUCUCUGGCUGAACUCUGACAAAGACAGAUUUUAAUACCUGGAAGUGAGUUGCUAUUAUAACAAACACCUAAAAUGUGCAGGUAGCUUCUGAAUUGGACAGAGUGGGCAGAGGCUGGAAGAACUUUGACAGGCAUGACAGAAAAGGCCUCUCUUGCUUUGGAUAGACUGUUAGUAGAAAUAUGGUGUUAACAACUCUGCUAGUGAGGACUCAGAAGGAAGUGAAGAGCAUGGUAGAGAAAUACAUUGCCUUAGAGAACACCCACAUCACUUUAAAUAGAUUGUAGGUAGAUAUGUGGAUUUUGGCCAGGUACGGUGGCUCACACCUGUAAUCCCAGCAUUUUGAGAGUCUGGGGUGGGUGGAUCACGAGGUUAGGAGAUCGAUACCAUCCUAGCCAACAUGGUGAAACCUUGUCUCUACUAAAAACACAAAAAUUAGCUGGGUAUCAUGGCACAUGCCUGUAAUCCCAGCUGCUUGGGAGGCUGAGGUAGAAUUGCUUGAACUUGGGAGACGGAGGUUGCAGUGAGCUUAGAUCAUGCCACUGCACUCAGCCUGGUGUCAGAGCUAAAUUCUGUCUGAAAGAAAGAAAGAAAAAGAAAGAAAAGGAAGGAAGAAAGGAAGGAAGGAAAAGAAAGAAAGAAAGAAGAGGGAGGGAAGAAGGAAAGAAAAGAAAGAAAGAGAGAAAGAAAGGAAAGAAGAAUGUUAAAGUCUCUGCUGGUGAGGGUGCAGAAAUGAGGAAAAUCUUAUCGAAAAUGGAAGAAAAGGAAAUUAUUUUAUAUGGUGAGAGAAAACUUACCUGAAUUGUGUCCUGUAGUUAUGUAGCAAUGAACUUGGAGACUUAGCUGAGGAGAUUUUCAGGCAAAGGGUUGAAUGUACAGCCUUUUUCUUUCUUGCUGCUUAUAGUAAAAUGUGAGCAGGAAAAGAACGAGAGGAAUUAGAUGAGAGAAGAUCUGUGAAGCAAAAAGGAACCAGGACCUGAUGAUUCACACUGCAAAAGAUGUUAAAAUCGAGAGAUUCACUGCCAAGGAUACAUGUUCUGGAGAGAAAGCCACAGGCAUACCAGGGUAACCUUUUUCUACUGCCUUGAAAGAAUCAGGGCAGUCAAUCACACAGAAGACUCUCUGAAGAGACUAGACACAUGCUUUUACCUGUGAAGCCAGAAACCCUCCUGUGAUAAGCCCUAAUUUGGGCUCUCAAACGACAGAGGAUUAGUCCCAAGCCUUGAAAGCAGGAGUUUCCCUGGAUGUAUUGCCACAUUCCUUGGUGCGGGUGAUUUUUAUUUUUACUUUUACUUUUUUACACAGUUGUCAGACUAUGUUCCAAUUGUUUACUUAAGAUGUGUGAGACAGUUGUCAGAGGAGUGAGGUAGGAGACCAGCACGACUUAUUUCCCUGUCAGAACAGGAUGAAAUGAAGAAAUUGGCAGGAACCAGCAGGUGAUGCACAAGUGAAGGGAACCCCCCUACCCCCGCAGGAACUAGCAGGUGGUGCUGAAGGCAACCUCUAAUUGCCCUCACUUCUCAUUAGCAUGAGACUCCCACCAGCCCCAUGACGACAAUUUACAAAUGUCAUAGCUAGCCAGAAGUUACUGCCCUUUUCCAUAGCAACAACCUAGAAGUUAUUGCCCCUUUUUCUAGAAAGUUCUGAAUAACCAAAUCCUCAAUUUGCAUUAACUCACCCCUUAAUUUGCAUGUAAGUAAAAGUUGGUGUAAGUGAGUGUUAAUACAGUUGGCAACAACCCAUAAGCUACUACUGCUAACUCCCGGUGAACUGCAAAAGGGUUAGCCCUGCUCAGCACGGAGCGGUCCCUUUCAAUGGAAGAUUGUUGUCUAACACCACCUGCUUGCCCUUGAAUUCUUUUAUGUAUGAAGCCAAAAACCCUCCUGAAAUCAGCCCUAAUUUGGUCUUGCAUCAGUUGUAUUGUUUUCCCUGGCAUAUUAUCAAGGGACAGUACUCUGAACUACUGCAAUUAAUAUCAUAGCAUCGUUUAGUCAUCUCACAAUUGGCAAACAUAUGCAAAUAACUGAAUUUUCAAAGAAAUAUUCCUGGCUAAUAGCAUCUCUCAAAGUUGAGUUUUGGAGAACAGAAUGAGAAAGUGAACUGAUAAAUGUCAGGUGUGCUUUUAAAUCUGCAUUAACGGUAUCCUGAGCAAGAUGACUAAGACGUUUAUGCAGCAAUCCAGAAUACCCUGUCUCCAUCACAGGCAGGAAAGUAGCAAAGCUAAAAAUUUUACUUAGUAAAAUUGACUAAAUAUAGAUUCUGAAAAUCUUCAUAAGCAGAUCAGCAAUCUAUACAUUUUUGUGGAUUAUGGCUAUUGGAAGGGGAAGUACCAAUUCUCCUCUAUGUCACACAUAGCACCUUGAACAAUUUUGAACAUGAGUGACAAGUAAUUAUUUCUUAGUGAAUAAAAAAGUUAAGGACAGUGAAAUAAGUUUUUUAGAAACUAGCAGAAUAGAGACUCAUCAACAUAAACAGAUCCAUUCAUUUUACCUAUUUUCUCUCUCAGACCUUAGAGACUUUCUUUGAGAUUUCUAUAAAUCUCAACUUGCCUUUUAUGAUCUUAAUCUAAGGCCAUUGACCUUCUUGCUUUAUUUCCCUUCCUUGCUUUUAUUUUCUUCCUAAAUGGCAAUUGGAAUAUAUAGGUAGUUGUGGCCAAAUGACAGCAUUCACAAGGUGGAAGGUACCUUAUUCCAACAAUUGGAAAGUGGAAAAUAAUUUGAAUUUCUUCCACAAAUGAAUUUAAAUGAGGGCAAUAGUUUUCUGAGAAACCCAUUGGCUAUAUUUUUGGUAUUGUAAACAUAAGCUUCAUUGUCCUCUAAACAAUUAAACUUCUAAAACCACUAUUGAAAAUAGCAACACGGACCUUCUAUUUCUAGUUUGAUUACUGUAAACAUGGAAAUUAUGUAUCAUUUUAGACAAUUUAGUUAAUACAACUAUUUAAAUGUGUAUAAAAUUAUCCCUUUUUGGCUGACGGCUGAAUUUUUAGAAAAGAUUUUCUUAAAAGUUGAAAGCUUGGCUGUGCUAGCAGAGGUAUCUCUGUAUAUUAUGAGGUCAUAAUGGAGUGUUAUGAGUUAUCUUUGGGAUAACUUUCCUAAUCUUAUACAAACACUGUAAUGAUGUAUUUUCUUCACAAAAGAACAAAGGAGACAUAAAUAUAAUGAAUUUUUUUUGUUAAUCCAAUGCCGAUUCCUGUAAAAAUGAAUUUCUUCCCUGUAAAAUCAAUAGAAUAUAGGCACUAAAUAGCAAACCCCUUUCAUGUAUAUUUCCAAUCUAUUAAGGGAGAGGCUUGUGUCUUUUUUCCCAAACAAAGCCAAAUAACAUUCAAUGAGAGUUCACUUUGGCGAUGUUUAAUGAAAAUCUAACUCAGAUAGAGGCCUCACUGGAAUACACCAUUAACAGAAAUGUAAUCUGAGCAAAACCCUGCAGACUUUAUCCUGGGAAAUGUAACAAAAAAUAAUCAGAAUAUUGUCUCUAAUGCUGGAUCGGUAGCCUGGAAAUCACUGCAGAAGUUUUACCUAUGGGAGGCUAUGGGAACCCUCUUGUGUCAUGUGAUCUCAAAUGUGAAUGAGCAGGUCAAGAACUAAGGAUAUUCAAAAGAUUGAAAAUGUCCAAAUAGGCAAUUCUGGAAAUACCCCAACAUUUUUUGGAUAUUACAUUUGACUUGAAACAAAAAGGCAUAUGCAAUACUUUGCCCAUGUUCUGUUCCAAGUUCUCUUUCUGACCAGAAGUUUUUAUCUGACAGUUGUUAAAAGUCUGAUCCAUGCCAGGGAAGGCAGACAUUCCAAAUUCAGGCAGACACAAAGAAUGGAGGUUAAAGAUAUUCCUGAGCAUGUUCCUUGAAGGAACCUUGUGCCUCUCAACUAGCCUGUCCCUAAAUGUUAUGCCUCAAAUUAUCACUACUGCCAUCAACGUUCAGAACCAUGUUUAAAAAGCAUAUGCUUUUCUGCAUGUCCCCUAUAUUCUGCAUUGAAAAUGACUGUUAGAAAGUCAUACUUCAUGGUAACAGAAAAUGUAAUAACCAGAAAGAUCUUUUGCCAACUUACUAUCUCUGUUAGUUUAAAUUAUUUUAAUCAACACAAAUCAAAUUCAAAUUAGCUCUCAAGAUAAAAAAUAGAAUUUGUUGAGAAGCUAUUGGGGUAUAUAAUGUAAUUUAAGAUACAAUUGGAAAUCAAAACCAAUUGAAGAGUAAGGCAGUAAUAAUUACAAACAAAAACUUAAAAGAACAUUUUUUCUAUCCUGCUGGUUUCAUUCCCUUUUUACUGCAGACCAGCUUCUUUCACAUGGGGAAAAAUGCACUUAUAUUUCAGGAGCCUAAAAGUUAUGUUAAAAUUAUUGUAAGUUGACUCACACCUUUUCUGGUACCAAGUUUGGAAAUACUGGUGGGCUUAUAUCAACUCCAAACUAGGGCUAGGAAGCAGGAGGUUUGUGUCUGUUGGUUUAAGAACAUGACUGCUCCCAUUUGUUUCACGUGAGUUCAGUGAGGUCAAGAUAUGUGCACUCCCUGUAAGAGGGGAGGCAAAUGCAUAUCUGCAUGUGUCAGUAUCCACCAACACCAAUGAUUUGAAAUUUAGAGUAUCUCAUUUAAUCUUUUUCCCAUAAUUCUUGUGUUUUAUGUGUCUGCAAAUAUUAAAAAAAAUUUCUCCACAAUUAGGGUAACAUAUGAUAGGUCAAUUACUUUGAACAUCCAGUCAUUUUUCUGUGUAAUGGUCAUAGGUGACAAUGGCAACUCAACAUUGCUGCUGAAUUUCUGUAUAGUGCUAAGCUCACUAAAGAAAACUGAUGGCCAGUGAGGACAAAGUAGACUAUCUGGAAUGGUGGCAGUUAAGGUGCUUCCUCUUAAAAUAAAAACUAAAAUCAGUGAGGCCUGUGACAUCUAUUUCUUCAUCAAAAUCUUCCACAGAACAUUCAUUUUAGCCAGCACAGUAGCCAUUAGCAUCUUUUUAAGUGGAUGUUUUUCUUACACACCUAGAUGCCCCCUUAAUAGUAUGUCAUAGGAAGAGAUGUAACGGCAAAAUGACUUAAAUACAUGAAUUUCUUGUUGAGCUUUCUGUGUUUCUGACUGCAGGAAUCAUUAUCUGACUGACCGGGGCUUUUGAUAACUGUAUUGCUUCUGGUUAUCAGCAUAAUCACAAACAAAUGAAAAAUUCUUGUGAAUUCUAGGACUUUCAAAAGUUUGUACCACACUUGCAGCCCCCAUUAUGAAUAUGAAUGGCUGGAGAACAGUAAAUACCAUUUCCUCUAGGGUAUUACCAUUAGGACUCAAUCUUUAGUAGUCCCUGUCACUUGUGGCAAUGAUGGUUAUUUUCAAGAUAAUAUUAAUUUGUAUAUCAUAUGAGAGAAGAAAGCUCAUUACUACUACUUUUAGAUUUGGUCUUUCUCUUGCCUUUUCCAAGUAACAUAUUUGAUUAAUUCCUGACAACCUUCUCACAUAUAGAAAUGCAUGAUUUGAAACAGGCCUAUAGAUCCCAAUGUGUACUACUCCCUUUGUAUCUUAUUUAAUAAACGUUUUAUUGGUAAAAUCUAGAA
Molecule: messenger RNA, 9454 nt
Organism: Callithrix jacchus (white-tufted-ear marmoset)
Lineage: Eukaryota; Metazoa; Chordata; Mammalia; Primates; Cebidae
Product: protocadherin beta-15
Biological process (GO): homophilic cell-cell adhesion
Cellular component (GO): plasma membrane
Molecular function (GO): calcium ion binding
Source: RefSeq, a predicted model, not a curated record